CACAUGCUACAACGUCAUGAUGUACUUAGUUACUGUAGUUGCAAGGCAUGAACCUUUCAUUCAAAGCUACAGAAGUCCCUCAUCGCGCAAUACCUCGGCUGCUGGCGUGCGACACUUUUAUUCUGACCGAAUUCAGAUGGAUCCACUCAGUCAUGGGAAUCCCAUACCUCAAGACUGCAAUUUCCUCCAUCAAUAAUUUCGUCUUUUUUUCUCCAAAGCUGAAAAGAUCUCUUCAAGGAGAGGAAAAUAUAACUAUCCGUAUAUAACGUAGGGAAUUACCAAAACGUUACAAAUGAAAUUGUCCUGUUGAUGUUCUUCCUUACGACCAGACAGUAGAAGUUCCACCAGGUGAGAAGAGUGAUGAACAUCCUGUUUCUUACUAUGGUUAUUUCAUACUUCAGCUGCAUGAAAGCCGCCCCCAUGAGAGACACCGCGGGCAUGCGGGGGCACCGGGCGGACGGCUACUUGGGGACCACAGCGACACAGAGCCCCGGCGCUCUGGAGAGAGCAGCCACGGGUGGACGCAGGGGGGCGGAGUCGCUCACAGACACGCUCGAACAGGUGAUCGAGGAGCUGCUGGAGGUGGAUGGGGAGGCCCAGUUGGUUGCAGGGGGGCCCGGCAGCGAGAGGCGGGGCGAUGCGGCGGCAGAAGCCAAAGACAGCGACUUGUACUCGUCGCGGGUGAUGAUCAGCAACCAAGUGCCUUUGGAACCACCGCUUCUCUUUCUCUUGGAGGAAUAUAAAGACUACCUAGACGCUGCCAACAUGUCCAUGAGGGUUCGGCGGCACUCUGACCCAGCGCGGCGCGGGGAGCUAAGCGUGUGUGACAGUAUCAGUCAGUGGGUGACCGCCGUGGAUAAAAAGACAGCCAUAGACAUGUCCGGGCAGACGGUCACAGUCUUGGAAAAAGUCCCGGUGCCCAACGGUCAGCUGAAGCAAUACUUUUACGAGACCAAAUGCAACCCCAUGGGAUACACAAAGGACGGCUGCCGGGGGAUAGACAAGCGGCACUACAACUCGCAAUGCCGGACAACCCAGUCGUUCGUGCGCGCGCUCACCAUGGAUAGCAAAAAAAAAAUCGGCUGGCGAUUCAUACGGAUAGACACUUCCUGUGUAUGCACAUUGACCAUUAAGAGGGGGAGAUAGUGAACGAAAUGUAUAGAUUUUAUUGAGUUGAAAAAGAAAAGAACAAAUAUCUAUUUGUAUAUAUACAUAACAGGGUAAAUUAUUCCAUCAAAAGAAAAUUUUAUGGACUGCAUGUAAAAAAAGAUGAAGUUUAUACAGUAAAAGUGAUAUUAAAGUCUAUUUAUUGAUCAUUUUCAUGACCUUGUAAAUGAUUAAAAAAAAUUCUAAUCAGUCAUCUGCGCACAAUUUAAAUUACUAUAUUACAUUCCUCAAGACAUUGUAGUUUGUUUACGUUGCCAAGAAUUUGGGGGAAAAAAAGGAAAAUGGAAAAGUGAGGAACAGUCAAAAAUAAUAAUAGUAAAUACUCUGCAUGCUGCUUCAGUUGUGAAUUAAAAAAACUGUCCAUUUCCGGGGAAAAGGGGACACAAUUCUAACCAAAACAUUCCGUUUACAUUUCCAACGGUAAAUGGUCUUUCCUUUCCUCAGUACUAUAUCUGUUUACUGCUCUAAAAUUUCUCAAAGGUAAUGUUCAAAUUACAUACUAUGUCAAGGUGCUGUUGUCAAAGCUUCGCUGUUUUAUUUUUUUAUCCCCACGUUGAGAAAAAAAAAAGAUAAAAAAAUAUAAAAUUUAUUCAUUGACAUAUGUUCUGGAUUAAUAUAAUUCAUUUUGUAUGUUGUGAAGUUGUUUGAAAUAUUAAAUUGAACUAUUUGAAGAAAUAAAAUGAUUAUAGACAAGUGAAAACAAAAGAAAUGUCAAUAAAGUUUGACCUUUCCAAUCAAAGGUAUGUAUUUAGGUAGACCUGCAACCCUGACUGGGAUACAGUAAGCAGUUGAAUAUUAAUAUUUAGGUUAGAGAAACAAACUUGUAGCCUGUCGUCUUUUCUCUGAACAUAAUUUUGACAAAGUAUUAGAAAUCAUAAUAAAAGUUAAACAUAUAUUUAUAUAUAGGGAAAUUUAUGCACCUAAUCAAAAUGCUUUCCAUUCCUGGUAGAGGUUUAUGACAUAAGAAUUGCAGUAACAAUUGAACUGGCAGCAAAUUUCCAUUACAAGAAGAUAAUUAAAACCAUAUUUUUAGUCCUAAAUCAAAGGUAGUUUGCAGUUAAUAUGUACGAGAGAUUUGUAUUUAAGGCCAGGAAUACAUUUGUACAGAUUUGAACUAUGAAGGACCGUUCUGUCUGAUCGAAAGGCGUAACAGUUAAUGUAAUUUCAUUGCCCUUAGGUUUCGAUAAUUGCCAGCUGAAGGGGAUUCACGUUGCAGCAAGUCAUUGGUAUUUAAGUGAAAAUGUAAGAUUACUCUUAAUGGAAACCGUUUUUCGGUUACAGUAAAGAAGACAUGGCACUAAAACAUCACUCUGUCUUAGAUCAUACAGCGCACACAAAGUAUGUGGGAAUCUGGACUGGCUCCAAGUACCUUUCAAGAUUGGUAAAUCAUUUGACAUUAGUGUGGAAAGCAGCCCCCAUGAACUUCCAGGUCUGGAAGAGUGGCAUGCUGCGGCCUUCAGUCAUGCACAUUAACAGAGUCAGGAACAGCUGUCAGAUUAAUACCUUUAAAAAAAAAACUGAGUACAAAGCAAAAGGAAUCAGGGGUAAAUGUGAUGAAGACCAAUGUCAUUGUUUGAUUUACAUCUCAAAUGUUUAAUGGCUUGCAAUGUUUUUUUUAAAAAACUAAAUUGAACUUCAUAUAAUUUUUACCUAAAAAAGAUCAGUAACAGUUUUAGGUGAGGCUACGGCUUAUUGCCUUGUGGGAUUGAGAAAUGUAAAUUCUGAUUUCUCACAAAGUGUCACUAGAGUCCUGGUUAUCAUUGUCAUAAAACUGUCUGAUGUCUUGAUUAUGAGGUCUCUGUCUUUGGUG
Molecule: messenger RNA, 2977 nt
Organism: Brienomyrus brachyistius
Lineage: Eukaryota; Metazoa; Chordata; Actinopteri; Osteoglossiformes; Mormyridae
Gene: bdnf
Product: brain-derived neurotrophic factor
Exons: 2
Coding region: 361-1146 (261 amino acids)
Biological process (GO): nerve development; negative regulation of neuron apoptotic process; cell surface receptor protein tyrosine kinase signaling pathway
Molecular function (GO): nerve growth factor receptor binding; growth factor activity
Source: RefSeq, a predicted model, not a curated record